GCGUGCCUCCGAUUGGUCCCUGUCCCUGGGCCCAUGGUCAGCUGAUCUGAUCUGAUCUGGUGCAGGAGGAUGGAGUGUGCAGCUGGAUGUUUGCGGAGAAGAGGUGGCCCUUAUAAAACUGAACCAGCUACAGAUUUGACGAAAUGGAGGCUGUCUAAUGUUGAGGGCAGACAGACGUGGAAGUAUAUUGACUACAGAGAAACAGAAGACAGGCAACAGACAAUGCUGGAGCUACAUUCAUUGGGGCUUGACACUAGUAAAUUUAUCAGGAAUUUACCAAGAGCUGCGACACCAAAAGAGGCAGUUCUGCAGGGAAUGACAUUUUAUGCAAAGCUACAGGCUGAGGAUGGACAUUGGGCUGGAGACUAUGGUGGACCCCUAUUUCUUCUACCAGGGCUACUGAUUACCUGUCAUGUGGCCAAGAUAUCAUUGUCAGAGGCUCAGAGGAAGGAGAUGGUUCGAUACCUGCACUCAGUACAACUUCCUGAUGGCGGAUGGGGGUUGCAUGUGGAGGACAAGUCAACAGUGUUUGGAACAGCGUUGAAUUACACAGCCUUACGAAUACUAGGUGUCGGACCAGAUGACCCUGACCUGGUGCGGGCGAGAAAUAACCUUCAUGAUAAAGGUGGUGCUGUUGGAAUCCCAUCCUGGGGUAAAUUCUGGUUGGCAAUUCUUAAUGUCUACAGCUGGGAAGGAAUGAACACCUUGUUUCCAGAAAUGUGGCUCUUCCCUCGAUGGGUACCGGCUCACCCUUCCACCUUGUGGUGUCACUGUCGGCAGGUCUAUCUCCCGAUGAGUUACUGCUAUGCCGUGCGGCUCACUGCACAGGAAGAUGACCUAAUUCUCAGCCUGAGACAGGAGCUCUAUGUUCAGGACUACAGCUCCAUUGACUGGCCUGCCCAGAGAAACAAUGUGGCGGCAUGUGACCUGUACACCCCACACAGCCAGCUUCUCACCAUCGCAUAUGCUUUCCUGAACAUGUAUGAGGAUCACCACAGCACCAGUCUGAGGAAGAAGGCAGUCACAGAACUCUACGACCACAUCGUAGCUGACGACAGAUUCACAAAGUGCAUUAGCAUCGGACCAAUUUCCAAAACCAUCAACAUGUUAGUUCGCUGGUAUACGGAGGGUCAUGAGGGCCCUGCUUUCCAGGAACAUGUUUCUCGCAUCCCAGACUAUCUCUGGCUUGGCCUCGAUGGACUCAAGAUGCAGGGCACCAAUGGAUCACAGCUGUGGGAUACAGCUUUUGCUGUCCAGGCCUACCUUGAGGCAGGAGCUCAGGACAUUCCGGAAUUCAUGGCCUGUCUCCAACACGCCCAUGAGUAUUUCCGAAUCUCUCAGGUUCAAGACAAUCCUCCAGAUUAUGAUAAGUAUUACCGUCAAAUGAGUAAGGGUGGUUUCUCAUUCAGCACUCGGGACUGCGGCUGGAUUGUAGCAGAUUGCACAGCAGAAGGCUUGAAAUCCAUAAUGCUGCUGCAGGAGAAGUGUCCCUUCAUCAAGGAUCACAUUUCUGAGGAGCGACUGUUUGAUGCCGUCAACGUGCUGCUGAGUAUGAGAAACCCUGACGGUGGGUUUGCCACAUACGAGACAAAGCGCGGGGGACGACUGCUCGAACUUCUGAAUCCCUCAGAGGUUUUUGGUGAUAUAAUGAUUGAUUAUACAUAUGUUGAGUGCACAUCUGCGGUCAUGCAAGCAUUAAAACACUUCCAUGAGAAAUAUCCAUACCACAGAGUGAGGGAGAUCCAUGAUACUUUGGAAAAGGGCCUUGAGUACUGUCGGAGAAUGCAGAAUCCAGAUGGGUCGUGGGAAGGGAGCUGGGGUGUAUGCUUUACGUAUGGAACCUGGUUUGGUCUGGAAGCUUUUGCCUGCAUGGGACACACGUAUCAGAAAGGUGCUGCAUGCAGAGCAGUGACCCGUGCCUGUGAGUUCCUACUGUCCAAACAGAUGGAAGAUGGAGGGUGGGGUGAAGACUUUGAAUCGUGCGAGCAAAGAAAAUACGUGCAAAGCGCAAAGUCCCAAGUUCACAAUACAUGUUGGGCAGUAUUAGGAUUAAUGGCUGCCAGGUACCCUGGCACACGGGCAAUUGAGCGAGGGAUUGAACUCCUAAUGGCAAAGCAGUUGCCAAAUGGGGAUUGGCCUCAGGAGAACAUUGCUGGUGUAUUCAAUAAAACCUGUGCAAUUAGUUAUACCUCCUACCGAACUAUCUUCCCCAUAUGGACACUGGGACGAUUCAUCAGACAAUACCCGAGUAGUGCCCAAACUAUCAAGCUCAAACUCUGACAAUGAAAACUGAUAUUGUCCUUGAGAGAUUUAUUUGCACACACCUCCAAGAGAUGAACAGCCCUUCAGAAUCACCAGGAGUAAUGACCACAUCAGUUGCUGCCACAUCAUGACAAGUUAGCAUUUGAACAUGUCCCAAUCAAGCAAGCCUUUCUCUUUGGACUGACCUUCUCAUCUCAAAUUCCACACUCUGAUCCUCUCCUUGCAAUUGCCUUCAUUCAGACAUUGUCAUGGAAUGUGCAAUGACAUCUUUCCAAAACUCCCCUUAGAAGUAUUCAAAGUGAAUUGACUUUAAAUUUUGUGCCAUCGUCAAACAGGAUGGAAGUCGUUUGGACCAAGCCUCUUGUAGCCACUUUUCAGAGGGACAGUUUAUUUCACCAGUGUUGGCUAUGCUCCUGUUUACUGGCAUUUUGAAGUUCAUUGACAUCAUUGCAAACCACUAUACAUCCUCUCAAUGUUAGGUAACAAAAUGAUGGAAUCUGAUGAUUUUAUCAUCAGGUUCAGAUGGCAGGCAAAAUAAAAUCUGUAGUGGACUGUAGAUUAGGGGAGAUGGAUGGCAUAGUGGUGUUAAUGUUAGACUAUUCAUUCAGAAAUUCAACAAAUGACCUGGGUACCUGGGUUUGAAUCCUGCCAUGGCAAAUGAUCAAAUUUGAAUUCAAUAAUAGCUGGAAUUAAGAAUCUAC
Messenger RNA from Chiloscyllium plagiosum (whitespotted bambooshark), 2963 nucleotides. RefSeq names its product lanosterol synthase (2,3-oxidosqualene-lanosterol cyclase) (gene lss). Gene Ontology annotation, biological process: cholesterol biosynthetic process; triterpenoid biosynthetic process. NCBI's taxonomy places the organism in Eukaryota, Metazoa, Chordata, Chondrichthyes, Orectolobiformes, Hemiscylliidae. Gene Ontology annotation, cellular component: lipid droplet. Gene Ontology annotation, molecular function: lanosterol synthase activity. The record is from RefSeq and is a predicted model, not a curated record.